AUGCAUGAAGCACGCCUCAUGAGACAUUUUGAUCAUCCAAAUGUUGUCAAAUUCUAUGGAGUGGCUGCCGGUCAAGAACCCCUCAUGGUUAUCAUGGAACUGGCAAACUGUGGAGCUCUGGACUCUUUUCUUCAAAAAGCGGAGCAACCAAUGGAUAGGAAAAACGAGAUGUGCUUGCAGGCAGCUUGGGGGUUGGAAUACUUACAUGCAAAAAACGUCCUUCACAGGGAUAUCGCUGCCAGGAACUGUUUGUAUGGUGAUAAUAAGGCAAGUGAUACUAGAGAAAGCAAAGAAAGGGAUAAUUCGAGCACAUUUGUAAAAAUCUCCGAUUUCGGUCUAACUCGUGAAGGUACAGUAUAUCAAAUGGAUCCACACAAAAGGGUCCCUAUCAGAUGGCUCGCACCAGAAACAUUGAAGAUGGCUAUUUACACGCAGAAAACCGACGUCUUCAGCUACGGAAUUAUGUGUUGGGAGAUAUACAAUAACGGUAUAGAACCAUAUCCUGGAAUGACUGUAGCAGAGGUCAAUCAAAAUGUGAAAGAAGGCUACCGCAUGGAGUUGCCUCCUAAUGUUCAUCCUGAUAUACAAACUUAUGUGAAGGUAACAACCACCGAUAUCGGCCUUACAUUGUAG
This is a messenger RNA of Haemonchus placei, 633 nucleotides long. The record is from the annotation of a GenBank genome assembly. NCBI's taxonomy places the organism in Eukaryota, Metazoa, Nematoda, Chromadorea, Rhabditida, Trichostrongylidae.